This is a messenger RNA of Iphiclides podalirius (scarce swallowtail), 1923 nucleotides long. The record is from the annotation of a GenBank genome assembly. NCBI's taxonomy places the organism in Eukaryota, Metazoa, Arthropoda, Insecta, Lepidoptera, Papilionidae.
AUGAAGAGCGACAUAGAUAAGAAUAUUCCGAUGUUUCGAGAACUGAGUCCCGAAUUGGCUAAAAUAGCCAAAGCUGAAUUGAACGAGAACCCCAAGCAAACACCUGAAGAUGUCAGGAUAUUAAAGGAAUGGAUAUUGAAGCAAACGCAUCUGAAAGCAAGAACGGAUGAUCAAUGGUUGGUGGCCAUUUUACGAGGGUGUAAGUUCAGUUUGGAGCGGGUUAAAGCUAAGUUGGAUUUAUAUUAUACCUUGCGGACGACUGCACCGGAAGUGACUAUGUGCUUAAAGCCUACUGAACCGAAUUUUUUAGCAUUUUUAAGGCUGGGGACAUGUGUCAUAUUACCAAAAUCAAAAACCGGGUUGCAUCCGCGGGUAAUUCUUAUAAGAGUUGGGAGGUAUAACCCGGAGGAAGACAGUAUUGCCAACGUCAUGUGCAUUUUGUAUUACUUAGUUCAGAUUUUAGUUAUGGAAGACGACACUGCGUCGGUUUUGGGAACUAAAAUAGUUGUCGACUAUGAAGGUUGCACCCUCAAUCAUUUAAUAGAGGCAAACCCGAGUUUACUCCGAAAGAUAACAGCGGUCAGUCAAGACUCCCUGCCCCUGCGAUUGAAAGGGAGUCAUCAUUUGAACGUACCAUCAGGCAUAGAGGUCAUCUUCAAACUAGUUUCAACAUUCCUAAAUGAAAAGGCAAAACAAAGGCUCAAAAUUCAUAAAAGCCCAGAAGAAUUAUUUGAACAUAUUCCAAAAGAUGUUAUCCCAAUUGAAUAUGGUGGAGAUGGAGGAACUGUUGCUGAAAUUAUUGAAUACUGGGCUGGAAAGAUAAUCGAGUACAAGUCCUGGAUGGAGGAUGAGGAGAACUUCGGAACGGAUGAAUCAAGGCGACUCGGCAAGGCCGCUUUUUCUGAUGAACUCGGAGAUCAAGUGAACGUCACAUUGUUGUUUACGGCUGCACAAUACGUUUCAUCAAUAAAUAAAGUUUCAGUAAAAGUUAAAAUGACGGUGAGACCGCUCUCCACCACUCUUCAGGAAAAGGCCAAAAAGGAAAUAAAUGAAAAUCCUCGUAGGGUAGAAUCUGAUGUACUAGCUCUAAAGACGUGGCUAAGACAGGAGCCACAUUUACAUGCUGUAAAUCCCUCGGAUCAAUGGUUGGUUGCAUUUCUGCGUGGAAGUAAAUUCAGCCUCGAGAGGUGUAAAGAGAAGUUGGACAUGUAUUACACGUUAAGAGCAAUAGUGCCAGAGUUUUUCUCAAACAGAGAUCCACUCUCAUCUAGAAUACAAGGAAUUUUGAAGCUUGGGGCGUUCUUACCACUGAGAAACUGCAAAGACACAGACUCUUCAAGGAUAUGCAUUCUUCGUAUCGGCGUAUUCAAUCCUACCGAGUAUAACUUGUCGGAUCUUAUCAAAGUUGCAUUCAUGAUUACGGAAAUAAUGAUGCUCGAGGACGACAAUUUCACCGUGUCUGGUGAGGAGGUAAUUAUUGACAUGAGAAACGUCGGUGUGAACGUACUCAGUCAGUGGACGCCGGCGUUGGCCAAGAAAGUGAUCACUUGCUUCGAGAAGGCACUCCCGGUGCGUUUGAAGAGCAACCAUAUAUUGAACACCCCAACCGGCUUUGAAGCCGCUUAUACCAUCCUGAAAGCCUUUCUCGGUGAAAAGUUGAAGAAAAGAAUUCGAGUGCUCAACCAAAAUUACGAAGCGCUGUAUAAAGAAAUACCAAAAAGGGUGUUGCCGGAAGAAUACGGAGGUGAAGGAGAAAAUAUACAAGAGCUCACUGAUUACUGGGUAGCUAAGGUCGAGAGCUACCGAGAUUGGUUCCUUAGGGAAGACACCGAAAGGUCUGACGAGACCAAGAGACCCGACAAACCAAAGACCACUUCCAGCUUAUUUGGUGUUGAAGGAUCUUUCCGACAACUCGAGGUUGAU